Magnolia sinica is the source of this 7723-nucleotide messenger RNA. Its product is annotated as myosin-9-like. NCBI's taxonomy places the organism in Eukaryota, Viridiplantae, Streptophyta, Magnoliopsida, Magnoliales, Magnoliaceae. The record is from RefSeq and is a predicted model, not a curated record. The coding region runs from base 537 to 4427 and encodes 1296 amino acids. Gene Ontology annotation, biological process: vesicle transport along actin filament; actin filament organization. Gene Ontology annotation, molecular function: actin filament binding; microfilament motor activity; ATP binding. The transcript has 27 exons. Gene Ontology annotation, cellular component: actin cytoskeleton; cytoplasm; vesicle.
GAAGAAGAAAAAGAGAAGAGCCACGAAUUUCCGAGAAUUUGGAAACCAAAGCUCGAGAGAAGCGGCGUUUGCUGAAGUUGAAAAAUGGCGCGACCACAAACGCUACGCCACGAUUUACAAAUGGAGGAAGAAAAGGAGAUAACAGAAAACUGCAUUUCGGAAAUCUCACACUCCAACAAUCUUCUCUCUCAUUCCUCUCUCUCUCUCUCUCUCUCUCUCUCUCUCUCUCUCUCUCUCUCUCUCUUUUUCCGUUCUUUCCCUCUCCGAAUCUCGAGGGUACGUUCCUCGGUGCGAUCUCGCCCUGUUCCGGCAAUGCGCUGCCAUUGUCGAAUGGAAGAACCGUCCACGAAUCUUUCCUCUGCAGAAGUACGGAAGAAAUGCAUUGCCGGUGCGAUCUUGAAGGCGGAUUCGAUGAUUUGUAGCUUCGGAGUUGCUUGAUUUCGGGAGAAUUUCUGACAUUUACAUCCUGCAAUUGAAACGAUUUGCUCCUCGAACGUGAAAUCUCUACACAGGUCGGCUUUUUUCGGUAGUUGAAGAUGGGCACUCGAGUGAACAUUAUAGUGGGUUCUCAUGUAUGGGUUGAAGAUCAAGAACUAGCCUGGGUUGAUGGGCAAGUUUCUCGGAUUAGUGGUGAAGAAGCUGAAAUUCAGACUGCUAAUGGGAAAACGGUUGUUGAAAAUCUAUCAAAAAUUUACCCAAAGGAUAUGGAAGCUCCUCCUGGUGGAGUUGAUGACAUGACUAAGCUCUCCUAUUUGCAUGAACCUGGAGUUCUGCAGAACUUGUCAACUAGAUAUGGACUCAAUGAAAUCUACACUUACACUGGAAAUAUUCUUAUUGCCAUUAAUCCAUUUCAAAGAUUGCCUCAUCUAUAUGAUGCUCACAUGAUGGAGCAGUACAAAGGUGCACGAUUUGGUGAGCUAAGUCCACAUGUAUUUGCAGUUGCAGAUGCUGCUUACAGGGCAAUGAUUAAUGAGGGAAAAAGCAACUCCAUUCUGGUUAGUGGUGAAAGUGGUGCUGGUAAAACUGAAACCACAAAAAUGCUUAUGCGAUAUCUUGCCUAUAUGGGUGGGCGUGUUGCAACUGAAGGACGUACUGUGGAGCAACAAGUUCUGGAAUCGAAUCCAGUUCUUGAAGCAUUUGGCAAUGCUAAAACUGUUAGAAAUAACAAUUCCAGUCGUUUUGGUAAAUUUGUUGAGAUCCAAUUUGAUAAGAAUGGAAGGAUAUCCGGGGCAGCUAUCAGAACCUACCUUCUUGAGAGAUCUCGUGUUUGCCAGAUUUCUGAUCCUGAACGUAACUACCAUUGCUUUUACCUUCUUUGUGCAGCGCCACCAGCAGAUAUUGAAAAGUAUAAGUUGGGAGACCCUAAAUCUUUUCACUAUCUUAACCAAUCGAAUUGCUAUGAGCUUGUUGGUGUGAGUGAUGCCCAUGAUUAUAUCGCCACAAGGAGAGCUAUGGAUAUUGUUGGAAUCAGUGAAGAGGAACAGGAUGCCAUUUUCAGAGUUGUUGCAGCCAUUCUUCAUCUUGGUAAUAUUGAUUUUACAAAGGGGGAGGAAGUCGAUUCAUCAGUUCUGAAAGAUGACAAAUCUAAAUUCCAUCUCAAAAUGACAGCUGAACUUCUCAUGUGUGAUCCUGAGGGCUUGGAAGAUGCACUCUGUAAGCGUGUGAUGGUAACCCCUGAAGAAGUCAUUAAGAGAGCUCUUGAUCCUCUUGGUGCAACAGUUAGUAGGGAUGGUUUAGCAAAGACUAUAUACUCCCGUUUGUUUGGCUGGCUUGUGGAUACAAUUAAUUGCUCAAUUGGGCAAGAUCCAAACUCAAAGUCUCUGAUUGGGGUCCUUGACAUCUAUGGUUUUGAAAGCUUUAAGACCAACAGUUUUGAGCAGUUCUGUAUUAACUUCACAAAUGAGAAACUACAACAACAUUUCAACCAGCAUGUGUUUAAGAUGGAGCAGGAAGAGUACACCAAAGAGGAAAUUGAUUGGAGCUACAUAGAGUUUGUUGAUAACCAAGAUGUCUUGGAUCUUAUUGAAAAGAAACCUGGAGGAAUCAUUGCUCUUCUCGAUGAAGCCUGUAUGUUUCCGAAGUCGACAUAUGAAACAUUUGCUCAGAAGCUAUACCAGACAUUCAAAGUUCACAAACGCUUUAUUAAGCCAAAGUUGUCGCGCACGGAUUUUGCCGUUGCUCAUUAUGCUGGCGAGGUCAUGUAUCAAUCUGAGCAGUUUCUUGACAAAAAUAAAGACUAUGUGGUGCCAGAACAUCAAGACUUGUUGAGUGCAUCCAAGUGUUCUUUUGUAUCAGGUCUUUUCCCUCCACUACCCGAGGAGACGUCAAAAUCAUCCAAGUUUUCCUCUAUUGGUUCUCGUUUUAAGCUACAAUUACAAUCCUUGAUGGAAACACUGAAUUCAACGGAGCCUCAUUACGUAAGAUGUGUGAAGCCAAACAAUGUUCUGAAACCUUCUGUAUUUGAGAAUGUCAAUGUAAUGCAACAACUGCGCUGUGGUGGUGUUCUUGAAGCUAUUAGAAUCAGUUGUGCUGGAUACCCUACUCGCCGGUCAUUUUAUGAAUUUAUUCACCGCUUUGGUGUUCUUGCGCGAGAAUUUUUGGAAGGGAACUAUGAUGAAAAGGUUGCAUGCAGAAAGCUUUUGGAGAAGAAGGGGUUAAAAGGGUUUCAGAUAGGCAAAACAAAGGUUUUCUUGAGAGCAGGUCAGAUGGCUGAGUUGGAUGCACGGAGAGCUGAGGUGCUUAACAAUGCAGCAAAAUGUAUUCAGCAUCAAAUACAGACACACAUUACUCGUAAAAAAUUCGUUGAAUUGAGGAAAGCUACUAUUCAUGUGCAAUCCUUAUGGAGAGGAAGACUGGCUUGCAAAUUGUAUGACCGCAUGAGAAGGGAGGCAGCUGCAGUGAGAAUUCAGAAGAAUUUGCGUAGACACCAAGCCAGGAAGGCAUACACAAGGAUGAAAAUGUCAGUGCUUUUCUUGCAAACAGGGUUUAGGGCAAUGGCUGCUCGUAAUGAGUUUAGAUUUAGGAAGAAAACUAAAGCAUCAACCACCAUUCAGGCACAAUGGCGUUGCCACAGAGAUUGUUCUUAUUAUAAGAACUUGAAGAGGGCGUCAACCGUCUCCCAAUGUAGAUGGAGGGGGCGGAUUGCAAGGAGAGAGCUUAGAAAGCUCAAAAUGGCCGCAAGAGAAACAGGUGCACUCAAAGAAGCAAAAGAUAAGCUUGAAAAGCAGGUCGAAGAACUCACAUGGCGUUUACAGCUGGAGAAGCGUUUAAGGACUGACUUGGAGGAGGCCAAAGGACAAGAGAUAAUCAAACUGCAGAACUCUCUGCAAGCCAUGCAAGACAAAGUUGAUGAGACAAAUGCAAUGCUUACCAAGGAGCGAGAGGCUGCACAAAAGGCUAUUGAAGAAGCUCCUCCAGUAAUCAAAGAAACCCCAGUUAUUGUCCAAGAUACUGAAAAGAUUGAUUCUCUAAAAGCAGAGGUAGAAGAAUUGAAGCUUUCAGUCUCAUCAGCCAAUAUACAACCCCUCGCACAGCCUGAUUUUCCUGAGGAGUUACUGCAACGAGUAUCUUCCUUGACCCAAACUAUGAACCUUCUUAAGGAGGAGCGAGGAAAUGUAGAUCUAGCUCGCAAGGAGGCUGAGCGAGCUCUUGGGGAGGUGCAAGCCCAACAUGAUGUUGCUCAAUUUGACCUAGCUUGUGAGAGGACACUCAUCGCAGAGCGUGAUCGAACCAUCCAAGAGUUACAUUCCCAACUUGAGGCUUCGGUACAUACUUUAGCUUUACUUUCCUUUAUCUUCUUUUGGUGCUGCUUGUUUUCUAUCCCGGUUCCAAGUUCCUUACAGGAAAAGGAAGCAUCGGAUGCUAGAGCAGCUCAAGUGGAAGCUCGUGAUCUUUUAUCAUCUCGAAUUUUAGAGCAAGAAACUGAGAUCUUGCGACUUCGGGCUUCCACUGACCUUGGAUUGCCCUGGGAUAUCGCAGAGCUACGCUUUCAAACUCUUCUUGCAGAGCGGACUGUUGUCAAAGAGGUUGAGAGAGCUCAUAUGGAGACGAAGUUACAAUGCUCGCAAGAGAUGAUGGCACUUCAAAUUCAAAUCCAAGCCCUCCAAUCUAUUGUCUCCCAACAAGAGAGAGAUCUCGAGGCUUAUAAGUGCUUGUGUGACGCAAUCACAGCUGACGUCUCAUUCUCUUUCAGUGGUGAGCCGGUUUACCAACCCGGGAGUGAUAAUGGGGUUGAAUUAAGCUACCAUUUGGGUGUUAAGCAGGGUACUAAGCGUUUUAGAAGGAAGCUUCCUCAAAGCUCAAUUGCUCCUUUAAUGCUCAAACACCCAAUUCCUUCGACCGUUUGCGCAAUCGACAACAAUGAUACCCCUGACGCCCAUGUCAGUCUUCCUAUUGAUGAGGUGGAUCGUCGAGCCACUACAACAUAGCUUGGAGAAUGGUAUUGUUGUUACUAAUGGUGAUCAAAUUAGGGUAGUCAUGGCAACUACAAAUGAUGAAGUGUUGUUCUUGUAGGUGGUAUAGGUCGAGUUAGUGUUGUUGCAACGAUUUUUGAGGAAGAUAAGGCUAUUGAGGAGGUUGGAACUUACAUUACUCUUGGGGUUGAGGCUAUAGUUACUCCUAAAGAAACUUUAUUGACAAUGACUACACCAUCUUAUAAAGGACAAAGGGUCAAUUGAUCCUUCAUUUUUUGUUUUAUGACAUCUUUAGGGGAAUGCCCUGUAGAUAUUGUACUUUGAUUUCAAUCUUCAUUGUUGCCUCAUCUUUAACUUGGUUAAUUUUAUCUUAAUAGAUGCCUCAUGUUUACUUCUUCUUCUUCUUCUCUUUUUUAUUUUUUUUAUUUUUUUUUAAAUUUCUCACGUUUACUUGUCGUGUUAGCAAACACUAUUUCAUGUUAGUAAGCAUUGCAUUAUCCUUGGUAGCAUUAUCAAAGGAGGCUAAAUUCGCAUAGUUUGGAUAGUGAUGAUGUUUUGUGUGCAUGUAUGGUAUAAAAUAAAUGCUUUUGAGGAAAACUUAAAUACUUACGCUUAUACGCCUCUAUUGUUUCCUCUUUUGUUUUAUCUCUCAGGGAUGCAUGUGAAGAGUGCAUUGAAAUUGGUUUUUAUCUUUAGCAUCCACUCCCUUCUUGAAAACCAAUGUUUUAGAUAUCGGUAUUGGAUCAUGUCUUACACCCUUGGGAUACAGAAACGUUUCAGUAUUGCACAUAUCAUAAAUGUAUUGGGAUUUGCAGGAAUCAUUAGGAAAAUAUUGGGAAAAUGAUGGGAUUUUUCAAUGAAAUUAAAAUAAAUGUUAAAAGAAACAUGAUUACACACUUAAAACAUUGCAAAAGAAAACUAAAAGAAUCAUAUAUAUAUAUAUAUAUAUAUAUAUCAAACUUGUUAGUGUUGUGUGCCCUAGAAAGUCAAUGUUCUUUAUUAAACCUUGUUUAUAAAUAUAUGGAAGCAUUUGUUUUGCCUCAUUAAUUGUGUGUGUCACUACAACAGUGUUAGAAGUAUUGAUAUUGUUACAAGUUUCGCUGGUCAGGAAUACAAAAACAAUAUCGAUAUCGUCGAUAAUAUCGUUGAUAACUGGAAAUGCGGGGAAACAUAGGAAAAAUGGUGGAAUUUUUAGCGAAACUUCAAUAGAUGUUAAAAUGUACACAUUUGCUUAUUUAGAAAUGAAAAUAAAUAAAUAAAUAAAUAAUUACAAAAAGAAUGCAUACAUAACAAGUUCCAUUUAAUGGAGCCUUAAAAGCAUGUGUUGUUGUAAGAAAUCAGUCUAACCAUCCCCUCUGGCCUAUUUAACCAUCCAACCUUCCAUCCAAACAUCCAUCAAUAUUGCAACACAUGAUAUUUCACCAAGAAAUCAUCAAUGAUUGGAAAGGAAACGAAAGAUUGUGGUCUCAAUAUCUCGCAUGUUGCGAUAUUGAUAAUAUCGAGAUAUUAUCAAUAUUAUUAAUGACAAAUUGAACACUACAUACAACAAUGUGCCAACAAAAUUUUGAUAUCAAUAUGUUGGCGAUAUUAUUGAAAUAUCAUUAAUACACUUAUGAUACAAACAUUACCUAGAAUUUACAUAGUCGAAAAUAUUGGUGAUACAUUGGCGAUAUUGAUGCACUGGCAAUACAAGCGACACCUAGAAUUUACAUAGUUAAAAAUAUUGACGAUUAAAUUAGCGAUAUUGAUACGUUGGCGAUAUUUAGUGAUACAUUUCUAAUCCUUGGAAUUUCUGAUACUACCAACGUUAUCGACAUCGCUACCAGUGUUAUCGGUAUCGCUAAGCUACAGAUAAAGAUAAUAUCAAAGAUAUUUCAAUAAUAUCGGAUAUAAUUUGAACACUGACUGCAACUACAUGUGGAUACUUUAUUGGUUACUAAAGGGUGUUUCCUCUAUUUCAUUGGGGAAUAUGAGAGUGGACAUAAUGACUAUCAUAGCCAAGGGAGAGUUGUGUGGCGAUGGUUCUCUAGUAACCUGAACUUCCUUGCUCACUUAAGUGGGUUUGGGCCUGUGAUCAUGUUUCAUGGUCGUGUUGUGUGAUGAGAACCAUUAACGAGUUGGGAUGGACAGUCUCCACCAUCAAUCAUCUUGUGCCUUUGCACUACCUCAUAGGGUGUGUGAGUGUUCAUUAUGUUUGCAGAUUCUUAUGCCUAGGCCCAACUAGAUACUUGCAUUGGUGGAUUGAAUCAAGUCUCAAAUUCAAGAGGCCCAUCAUGUCUGAAUAUGAUUGACUUGAUCUUGAAUUAUCUUGGACUAAUAUAUAAAACCUGAGAUCGUGUCGGAGCUCCAUGGGGUCAUAGUGUUAUACACUUUGGCUCGAGGUUACAUUAGUGACUGAUGUACAUGUGUUUGGACGCAUGCAUUAGAAUGUAGUUUAAGCUAACAUGAUCCCAUAUGUGGUCCACAUAUUUGCUUGGUAUGCAUAUUGUGGACAAAUCUUGAUGAUUGGGCUAUCUAUCAAGUGUUUGGACUAAUCUUGAUGCUUGGACCAACCAAUGGUGAGAUUGUUUAUCCAUAUCUUAGGUUUGCAUGGGAUUUAUGGGGCUAGGAUAGUCUAUGUCGCACCCUGAAUCUGGUACCCGACACCCAUACACCGAGUUCCAAGUUUGGCGUAUAACUUGUAAAUUUUGUGUUUUUUUUUUUUUUUUUGUCACUAAUAGAUAUCAAGCAUAAAGAUUGGUAUUUCCAUCAUAAGCAAAAUAACUAGCUUCCACUAUACAAUAUAUAUAUACUGUACAUCUGUUUUACACCGUGUUCAAAGUAUUGACAUCGCUACAUGUUUCGCUAGCCAGGGAUAUGGAAACAAUUUUGAUAUCACUGAUAAUAUCGCCAAUAAUCGGAAAUGUGGGAAAACAUUGAGGAAACAUGGGAAAAUGGUGGAAUUUUUCAGUGAAGCUUCUGGAGAUGCUAAAAUAGACAUUUGCAUAUUUAGGGAUACAAAAUUGCAAAAAGAAUUUACAUAUAAUAAGUUUUCAUUUAAAGGGGGACUAAAAGCAUGUGUUGUCAUAAGAAAUCAAUCCAACCAUCCCAUUUAUCCAUUUAAUCAUCCAAACAAUCACCAAUAUUUCAAAAUAUUGACAACACGAUAUUUUGCCGAGAAAUUGUCAAUAACUGGAAUGGAAACAACAGAUUGUGGUGUCGAUAUUUCUCAUGUUGUGAUAUUGAUAAUAUUGCGAUAUUAUUGCUAUUAUUGUUGACAAAUUGAACAUUGCAUACAACCAUGUGCCCAUAAAAAAAUUUAAAUGGAUUUU